This is a messenger RNA of Oncorhynchus keta (chum salmon), 5457 nucleotides long. RefSeq names its product F-actin-monooxygenase mical2b-like. The record is from RefSeq and is a predicted model, not a curated record. Gene Ontology annotation, molecular function: FAD binding; protein binding. Lineage: Eukaryota; Metazoa; Chordata; Actinopteri; Salmoniformes; Salmonidae. The coding region runs from base 342 to 3293 and encodes 983 amino acids. The transcript has 20 exons.
UAGACGGGAGGUACUGUGGUGGUGAGACCGAGUGAGACAAUAAUUUAGCCCAGUAGUAGUUCAGAAUGAGUGACUGGAAGAGACGUACCGACACAUAUAGCCAGCGCAAAUUCGAUUAGAUACAUUUUCUCUGACCGGUCAUUGCGGUUUUGAAUAUCCCUCUUCAAUCAACUGCGAAGACUGGACCAGUUGACUUAUUUUUUUCUCCUCUGUAAACUAAGAUUGGGCAUGACCAUGGGGGCCAGGCUGUGGGUGUAGCCACUGAGACAGCUGGGGGAGAGCGAGAGAGGAGGAAAGGCAAGCCAGCACCAGCCAAGCACCCUGCACUCCUCCUGGGAAAGAUGGGGGAGACAGAGGAGGAGAAGGACCAGGCAGGGAAGCUGUUUGAGAACUUCAUCCAGGCUUCCACCUGUAAGGGCACCCUGCAGUCCUUCAACCUCCUGUGCAGGCUGCUGGAUCUAGACCCUCAGGACCAUGAGACGUUCUACUGUAGUCUGAAGACCAGGCUCACAUCCUGGAGGGCCAAAGCCCUCUGGACCAAGCUGGACAAGAGAACCUGCCACAAGGAGUACAAGAAGGGCCAAGCCUGUGUGGGAAUUAAGUGCCUUAUCAUCGGGGGAGGCCCAUGUGGCUUGCGGACGGCCAUCGAGCUGGCUCUGCUGGGGGCCAAGGUGGUGGUGAUUGAGAAGAGGGACACCUUCUCCAGGAACAACGUGCUGCACCUGUGGCCCUACACCAUCCACGACCUCAAGGGCCUCGGGGCUAAGAAGUUCUAUGGCAAAUUCUGUGCUGGAGCCAUAGAUCACAUCAGUAUUCGUCAGCUCCAGCUCAUGCUGCUGAAGAUCGCCCUGCUCGCAGCUGUGGAGUUCCACAUCAAUGUGGAGUUUGUCAAGCUGCUGGAACCUCCAGAGAACCAGGAGAAUGACGGGCCUGGCUGGAGAGCUGAGAUCAGGCCUGCCGAUCACCCUGUGGCUAAUAUUGACUUUGACGUGGUGGUGGGGGCUGAUGGGAGGAGAAAUACCCUGGAAGGGUUCAAGAGGAAGGAGUUCCGUGGUAAGCUGGCUAUCGCCAUCACGGCCAACUUUGUCAACGGGAACACCACGGCCGAGGCCAAGGUGGAGGAGAUCAGCGGUGUGGCCUUCAUCUUUAACCAGAAGUUCUUCCUGGACCUCAAAGAGGAGACAGGUAUUGACCUGGAGAACAUUGUGUACUACAAGGACAACACACACUACUUUGUCAUGACAGCAAAGAAGCAGAGCCUACUGGACAAGGGGGUCAUCAUUCAUGACUACAUAGACACAGAGAUGCUGCUGAGCAGUACGAAUGUGAACCAGGAAGCUCUGCUGGGUUACGCCCGCGAAGCUGCUGACUUUGGCACCAACUACCAGCUUCCCACGCUGGACUUUGCCAUAAAUGCCUGUGGCCAGCCGGACGUGGCCAUGUUUGACUUCACCAGCAUGUAUGCUUCAGAGAACGCAGCGCUAGUCAGAGAAUGCUUCGGACGCCAGCUACUGGUGGCACUGGUUGGGGACAGCUUGUUAGAGCCGUUCUGGCCCAUGGGUACAGGGUGUGCGAGAGGCUUCCUGGCUGCUUUUGACUCAGCCUGGAUGGUGAAAAGGUGGGCUGAGGGCAUGACCCCUCUGGAGGUGCUAGCUGAGAGGGAGAGUCUUUACAGAAUUCUGCCGCAGACAACCACUGAAAACAUUGCCAAAAACUUUGAGCAGUACACCAUUGACCCUGGGACUCGGUAUCCCAACCUCAUCUCCACCUGUGUCAGGCAAAACCAGGUGCGUCACCUGUACAUCAAUGGCGAGCUGCCAGUGAAGUCGUGCUCUCUGGAGCGUAAUGGUACAAUACGUCGCCCUGUGAACCUGGCCAGACGAGAGUCGGAGAUCAGGCCGGGCAGGCUGCUGACGUGGUGUCAGAAACAGACUGAGGGCUACAGGAACGUGAACGUGACAGACCUGACCACCUCGUGGCAGAGCGGCCUGGCUCUCUGUGCCCUCAUCCACCGGUUCAGAUCCCACCUCAUAGAGUUUGAUUCGCUGAAUGAGGAGGAUUCGGCUAACAACCUCCAGCUGGCAUGUGACCUGGCUGAGCGGGAGUUUGGCAUCCGGCCCUUCGCCACCGGAAAGGAGAUGGCUGCUGUUCAGGAACCAGACAAGACUGGAAUGGUCACCUACCUCUCCAAGUUCUACGAGCUGUUCCGCGGCACCCCCCUGCCCGUCUCAGAUUCUAGAGGGGCCGACGAAAACAGUGAAGACUAUCCUUCCAAGGCAGUCAGAAGUAAGAACAAAGUUCUGGUACCAAGAAAAAGGGUACCAAAGGAUGAGAAGAAGCUAGAAGAUACUGACCCAACGUACAAAAGGAGACGAAAAGUCUGCAGUUAUUUGGAAGAGGCAACCAACUUCUCCAGUCAGAGUGCGUCCUGUGUGGGUGAGGAGAGGGGGGUUAAGGAGAACAAGGUCCGCUCCAUGGCCAGCCAGCUCCUGUCCAAGUUUGAGGAGAGCAACCCCAGCUUCACCCUCCGGAGACAGAAGAAAGCUCAGACCCAGAAUGCUAGAGCGUUUCACAAUAAAAGUAUCAAGGAGAAAGCUGUCCACCUGAGAGUACUGUUCUCUGAGGAUGUGGCCUCUACGUCCCAGGGUUCCUUGCGGAGGGAGUUCCCCGGGUCUGGUGACAAGUGUCACUCCUGUCAGAAGCGCGUGUAUGUGGUGGAGAGGAUCAGUGCUGAGGGACUUUAUUUCCACAGGGAAUGCUUUCGCUGUGACACCUGUGGCGCCGCCCUACGCCAGGGAGGCCAUGCCUUCGACUCUGAGCAGGGCAAGUUGUACUGCAAGCUGCACUUCACACAACGUAAAAAUGGAAUGAACCAUCGGAGGACAUUCAAUUCACAUCUGGGUCAGAAUGGAGCCGGGGUUCAGGAGGGAUCAGAGAAACAGACUCCCAACGGUGACCCAACAGAAGGCCUGCAGGGCCAGUCACCAGGUACCUUCAGCUCCCGCCUGAGGAAGAGCCUGAGCUGGCCCCUGAGUGUGACCCGGGCUGUGUGUGACUCCCCCCGCCUCCUGUCUCGCUGGGUGCAUGGUACGGCCCAGGCUGUGGGCCUCCACUUUAGGGCCAAUGUGCAGGACUAUGUCUUCCUGUAUGAGCUGCUGAGCCUGGGAGUGCCCCUGCUGUUCAUGCUCCAGGAGGUGCUGCUGCAGAUGUACUCUGAAACCGGGCCUGUCUCCCAGUCCAUCCAGACCCUACUGCUGUGGCUGGAGGAACACCUGGGCCACAGGCUCAUGUAGAGGCCCACCAGGGAGGGAAUCCUAAUCCUAACCCUAUCCCUAACCCUCGUGCAAUAGGGUCUGAAGCUUGGCUGAACAUUAACUAGUGUAUCUUGCAUUUGUGCCAAGUCAUAUGACGGCAAGCUACCAUUUUACCAUGCACCUUGUUAAUAUUUUCUCACAGAAUAUGUAGCUGUCAGUGCAUUAGAUCUAGUCCUACACCAACCAAAGAACAAAUAACAUUUCCCACGCAGUAUCUUGGUUUGUGUGGUAGUUUUUCAUGAACAUUAUAUUUUUCUUUAUGAUGAGGGGUAAUGUGCUGUACAUGGUUUCAUGGUGGUCUAAAUCAUUUACGGUAUGUGGUUGAGUUUUUGCGCCGAAGAAGUAAUCUAAAUGAAAAGACUGACUUGAAGCACUUUAACUUGGGGAGCUGCCUUUACCUGUGGCUGAUGCCUGAUGAAUGGUGUGGGAGUUUAUGGCUGUCUAAUGGUUAUCCAGAGCUUGGAUAAUGACUAGUGCUGACGCUGCACGUUUACUAAACCCUGCUGAACUCACAGGUCGGGGUCGGGGGCCAACGUGGAUCUGUGCUUGACCAGAUUUUCUCGUCUUUUUUUCUUUUUCAAUAUUGUUUGACACAAGUUUACAUUUAAAAGUUAUUGUAAGAUCUCCUAUGACCGUAGUGUACUUUCGCUACACAUUAUGAUAACUUUUAUUGCUUUAUUUUAUGGCCCAGUAUUUUUGUGCAUUGUCGGUUGUACUUAAAAAGGGGAAGAGCUUUCAUGGCCAUGGGCUUUGGUUUACGACUCCAGUUCAUGGACUUCAUGGACUACUCAUUGCUGCCACCUGUUGGUGAAACAGAUACAAGGCCAAAAUGUAUGAUGAGGUGGAUUUUUUUUUUUAACCUUUAUUUAACCAGGCAAGUCAGUUAAGAACACAUUCUUAUUUUCAAUGACGGCCUGGGAACAGUGGGUUAACUGCCUGUUCAGGGGCAGAAUGACAGAUUUGUACCUUGUCAGCUCGGGGGUUUGAACUCGCAACCUUCCGGUUACUAGUCCAACACCACUAGGCUACGCUGCCGCCCCAUCAACUCUUCUAAAGAUGUUGUUUGUAAUAGAAGUUUUUCUUCAUUUUUGUUAUUUUGUACAAGUCUAUUUCACUUAAAUAUGUUUUUCAUAAUGUUACGAAUAUUGCUGAAAGGAAUUGUUCAGGCGGACAGAAUCUGGCAUGAUAACUCAGGCUAUGUUUGAAUGCUGUGGUGUGUAUGUGCUUUCCUGAACCAGAAGUUACAUAAUUCAUGCAGUACACUGUACAGUGCUACUGUGUGUUGUAGAGUAGCACAAUCUCAUGUUUUCUCAAUGCCUUUUCUUUGACUAUCUAACAAUUACAAAGUUUCAAUACAUUUUAACUGGAUUUGAUCCUUCCUCUGAUUUCUCUCUGUAUUCUAACCUAUAUUUCCUUCCUUUAAUUUCUUCUCAUGUUCGCUUGAAGUCUGUUUUCAACUUUCUGAUGAUGAGCCUCCUGAUUGGUUAGGAGACAUGCCAUUCUGAAGGUGAUCACCUACAUGGUCACACGGUUAUGUGAAUAAUGUUUAGGAGUGGAAUGUCUGGUCAGAUUAGUCCAAGUCAGCACUUCCACACACAAAUAAAAAAUGCUUCUAACCCCUGUGCUUGAGCUACAGACAGCAGUAUUUAAGCAUUGUAUUUUCCUGUUUCGUCUGCACCCAGCAAUACCAAACAUUUGCCGAUGUACUUAACGGAGGCUGAACUAGAGCAGUGUUUGUGAGACAAUGGCAGUUCCUAAAAACGGUUCUUCUCACAAAAAUGUCUAAUCUAAAAACUAUUAUGAUGCUACUAUCGAAAGGCUGAGCUUCACAAACACGCAAGUGUGCUCGCGUAGACGGCUUUCUGUCAUGUAGAGGCAUGCCACUCUUUCUCCCAUCUUUUGCCAUCUUUCUUUCUCUCUUCCAGAAGCUGUCACCCAGGAGAACUUUCUCUUGACCCACACAAACAAAGGGAAUUCAUAUCCCAACAGGUUCAUAACGCAUGUUGUCUUAAAUUAAUGCAUUGAAUAAUGAAUUAUGGGACUUCUAAUGCAGCCUGCUUUUCUCAUGGAGAUUCUGUGUUGCUUUAUGUAUGACCGAAAGCAACAAACGUAAAUAAAUUAACGGAGUUAUUUGUCAUCUUGA